Ornithodoros turicata is the source of this 5647-nucleotide messenger RNA. RefSeq names its product proteasome adapter and scaffold protein ECM29-like. NCBI's taxonomy places the organism in Eukaryota, Metazoa, Arthropoda, Arachnida, Ixodida, Argasidae. Gene Ontology annotation, cellular component: cytoplasm; nucleus. Gene Ontology annotation, biological process: proteasome assembly. Gene Ontology annotation, molecular function: molecular adaptor activity. The record is from RefSeq and is a predicted model, not a curated record. The transcript has 47 exons. Bases 28 to 5541 code for a protein of 1837 amino acids.
CACCAGUCGCAAAAGAAUUUUCUAAACAUGGCGGAGGCGCAGGACGAGUUGGUGCUCGUCGAGCGUGUCUUCCUGAGAAUCGCAGCUGCGGACACCGACGAACAACUGCAGAAUGCACUGGCCAGGUUCCUGCCACCUGUUUUGCUCAAGCUGUCCAGUCCUCAAGACGGUGUUCGCAAAAAGGUCAUGGAACUAUUGGUUCACGUCAACAAGCGCCUCAAGACGAGACCUCAGGUCCAACUUCCAAUGGAUGCCCUUCUCGUGCAAUAUGAGGACCCGGCCGCCACGUCUUUCGUUAUAAACUUUGCUGUGAUCUACAUUAAAAUGGGAUAUCCACGACUCGAAGUCUCGCGCCGAGUGGAGCUCCUGCCGGUGCUCUUGAACUGCAUCAGGGGCAAGCCACAGCAGCACCAGGACAGCCUCCUUCUCAUGGCCCUGCUCACGUUGCCGCACGUUAAAAUUCCCCAAGACCCUGAGCAAUGCGUCCACCUCUUGGGACUUUCGGACAAGCCUCAAGCUGCCAAGAUGCUCAGCGAAAUAAUUCUCGACCUCCUCUUCCUCCCGUAUGGCAUGACCCUGCAGACUGCUUUGGCGAAACCAGCUCAAGUCACUCCAGAAGGUGGCGCUGCAUCGGAUGCUCCGCGACAGGCUCCCGCAGGACUGAGCGAGCUGGCCGUCAAGCGCCUGCUCGGAGAGACUCAGUUCUCCCCGGAGGAGUUGGAAAAGACUAAGCUGGGUGCAGUGCGUUUUGUGGCCAGUGGGGUCUACCCUGUUUCGUCUAUUCUGCCGCACCUGCUCGUCGCUUCUGCAGAUACCAGACACAGUGUGGCCAGUGCAGCCGAAAUGGAGCUGAAACGCGUGAACGGGUCCGUGGACUGGAACGACAGUCAGCUGAUAUCAAGAUUGUUCAACAUCUACCUUGGCACUCUGGUGCCUAAAGAUGAGAAAAGCACGGUCCGACCAGAACAUCGGCGCUCGCCAGCAAACACGAGGAUUCGCCUCAAGUUUUUCCCCUACUUCCUCAAGUCUCGGCAAGCAGCAACGCAAUUCCCAGGAGCCAUGCUUGUUACCUUUGGCACCAUCUACGGCCAGACCGACACAAACCCCAAGUUGAAAUCGAUGGGACUCCAGUUUGUUCACAUGAUGUGCCAUCACAAUACUCAAGAGCAGAUGAAGGCUGUGGCCAAAGUUCUCAUCCAAGGCAUGGUGCGCAUCACUCAGGAUGAGGAGGAACCAGACGCCAAGCUACGAGCCCUGGCGUACGUUGCCAUCGGGAAGCUCGGAAGCAGGGUGCCACAGCUCGUGACCGGUGACCUCAGCUACCUGUACAGGCUGUACGAAGGCCUUACCAAGGAGCACGGUGACGCGCGUUUAGCUGUCCAAGAAGCCCUCUCGUUGGUGGCGCCGGCAUUCACCAACGUCGACGAAGCCACCGGUAACCUCUUGGUGUCCCUCAUUGGAUCUUCCAUAGAGAGCAUUGACCCGAUGGCCAGGCAGACGGCCGUUCACUAUGCAGCUACCGUCUUUCAGCCGACGCACAUCCCGUCAAAGUUUUUGCUCCUGCUGGCCGCUGGAGAUGCUAAAGAGGACAUUAGGCGUGAGGCAGUCAAGGCGCUGCAUCCGCAGCAGAUGGAGGGGGCCAAGGCCGCCGACAUUUAUCCGUCGUUUCCAGCAGUCAUGGAGUAUGUAAGCGAGAAGGCAACAUCGAGGAUGUCCUCCAACACGACAGCUUACGUCAAGGGAGGUGUACGGCUGCCGUUCAAUCCCCCACAAUUUAUAGAGGUGUUGCGGUACCUCCGCUGCUGCUUGUGUACCAGUGCGGGCAUUCCGACGCUGGACGUCCGCGACACCGGAUCUCUCCAGGACCAGUCUCCACUGGUGUCCGCGUACAUCCGGAAAUUGACGGAGGAGUCCUCUCCGGCUCCACGCCUCUACUGCUCCAUGUUGGAACGUUUCCUUCCCUGCCUCUCGGAUGCUUCGGCACUGUACGCACUCUUGGAGCUUGCGGCUUUAAUACCGAAUGAGGUGGCGCCGGGCCUCACUGGUAGGAUGAAUACUGUCAAGAACCUCUUGGCAUCGUCCAAAGAAGACUUGAGGGAACACGCCGCGCAGCUGUACGCCCUAAUCCUGACAUACACGAGCGACGACACAACGUUCCUUCGCUCGGUCGAAGGUCUUCGGACUGACGCUGGCCUAAAGAACCCAGAACUUCAACAAGGAAGCAUUCUGGCAUUGGGUUACGCACUGGGCAGGAAACUUUACACAAACAAUAGCUCGCUCGGUGAUCCCAAAAUGAGAGAGGCCGUCACUGGCGCCUGUUCCCUUUUUGUUCGACACCUCAAGGACACCCAGGGGGCCCUCAUGCCAGCAUCCUGCACCGCUUUGGGCGAAGUGAGCCGUCACGGCGCCUUGCCGUUGCCUCCCGGGGCCAGAGAUAACGAUAACGAUAAGGGUUCCUCCGAGUCCGAGGUCACAAAGAUGGCCGUCGUCACUGCCGUGGCAAACAUACUCAAGAACAACAAGCUGCCGGCAAAGUCCAGGGAGAAGGCUGCACAGACGCUAGGGUAUUUGUGCUUGGGGGAUAAGGGCUUUCCUCAUACAAGGGCUGUCUUGGACGUCCUUCUAGGCAUCACCUUCGAAGCUGCAGAUGUUGAAGUUCACUUCACGGUUGGGGAGGCCAUUUGUUCUGCGUUGCUGGGACCGGCCUCGCCUCAAGCGCGAGAUUUUUGGACCGUGUCCGAGAAAGACUUUGUUGCUCCGUCGGACUACUCGCCUCCCAUGGAACCGAUGGAUUGGCUCGUGAACGAAAUCUUGGAGAAAUUUGUUCGCAAUCCUAAACCUGCCGUGCGUCAGGCCGCGUGCAUCUGGAUACUGAGUUUGCUGAAGAGGUGCAGCCGAUACGGCCCUGUUCUUUCGAGGCUCAAGCUGAUCCAGACGUCCCUGUUGAACCUCCUAGCAGACCGGAGUGACUUGACCCAGAGUAUUGCUUCCAAGGGCCUUAGCCUGCUUUAUGAAAUGAGCAACGAGGAAGAUCGCAAGGAACUCGUGUCUCUCCUCCUGGAAACGCUUACGACGGGCAGGAAGGCCAAUAUCACAGUUACGGAAGAUACGAGGCUCUUCGAUGAGGGUACACUGGGCAGUACCCCCACUGGCGGUGGAUUAACGACUUACAAGGAACUCUGCUCACUCGCGACUGACCUCAACCAGCCGGACUUAAUGUACAAGUUUAUGCAUCUUGCCAAUCAUCAUGCCAUGUGGAACUCCAAAAAGGGAGCGGCAUUUGGGUUCGGCAGCAUCGCCGAGAAGGCGGGAGAACAACUAUCCGAACACUUGGGCGAGAUCGUGCCGAAGCUGUACAGGUACCAAUACGAUCCCAAUCCGGGCAUCCGGGCCUCCUUCACGUCAAUCUGGGGGGCACUCGUCAAGGAACCUCAGAAGACGGUUGACAAGUACCUUCGUGAGAUUCUGCAGGACCUCAUCCAGAACUUGACCAGCAAUGAGUGGAGAGUGAGAGAGUCCAGUUGUCUAGCCUUGAGUGACCUGCUUCGAGGAAGAAGGCUCAACGACAUUCUCCAAUUUUUGCCUACCCUCUGGGAGACACUUUUCAGAGUCAGGGAUGAUAUAAAAGAGUCUGUUCGAAAUGCUGCCGAUGGCGCACUGAAGACACUGAGCAAGGCAUGCGUGAAGCUGUGCGACGUCUCGAGCGGCAAGUCGGGCGAGCAGGCCGUCGCGGUGAUCUUGCCCUGCUUGGUGCAAACCGGGCUCACUAACCAAGUGAGCGAAGUGAGAGAAAUUAGCCUCUCCACGGUCGUCAAAAUCAGCAAGAGCGCGGGCCUCCUGCUGAGGCCCCAUCUACCCUUGCUGUUCGUCGCAUUACUGGAUGCCCUGAGCGAGCUGGAGCCCCAGGUCUUCAGUUAUCUCAGCGUCCGAACCAGUGCAGAGAACAAGGACAAGCUGGAUGCUGCCAGAGUUGCAGCUUGCAGGUCUUCACCAAUGAUGGAAACCAUUAACCACUGUGUGCAAUAUGUUGAUGAAGGUGUGCUCCAAGACCUUGUCCCACGACUUGUGGACCAGAUGAAGAGCUCCAUCGGACUUGGCACAAAGGCUGGUUGCUCGCACUUGGUCAUAUCCCUUACUCAUCAGGCACCCAUUCAGCUCCAGCCACACGUGGGAAAGCUUCUAGGUGCAUUUGUGCACGGUCUAAAUGACAAGAACGCCACAGUGCGCAAGAGCUACGCAACUGCCAUUGGUAAUUUAACCAAGGUGGCCAAACCAAGCAGUGUCGAAAAGUUGAUGGGAAAAAUGCAGACGUGGUACAUGGAAAAAGAUGAUGACACAGUUCGGUGGGCCGUCGCGCACACGAUGCAGGCGGUGGCAAGGUACGCUCCCGACGUAGUACGGGACCACGCAGCUGUCAUCCUGCCGUUGUCCUUCUUUGCAAUGCAUGCCACGGUGUUGGAGCCGGGUGCGGAAAGUCCUGCUGCCCUCUGGGAGGACAUAUGGAAUGAAUUCACAAUAGGGUAUGAAUCCGGAUUGAAGCUGUACCUGGCCGAAGUGGUCGCGCUCAUACAGCAGGGCCUGGACAGUGGGUCCUGGGGCAUAAAGCGUCAGGCUGGCGAAACUGCCUGCAAACUCGGAGCAAAGCUGGGACCCGCACUGGGGACGACGCCUCAUAUGAGGCCGCUCUUGGACGCCCUUCUGGCCAGCCUUUCGGGAAGAACGUGGACAGGAAAGGAAUCUAUACUGAAGGCCAUCUCUGCGAUAUGCAAGGAAUGCAUAAGCUGUACUGUGGUAGCAGAACAAGGCGAGGACGCAAACGCACGACGAGCUUUUCUGGACAAGAUUGCAGAGGCACUGUUAAGAGAAUGCCGCAAAGAGAACCCAGUGUACAGGGAAGAAGCCAUCCAGGCUAUUGCACCAGUCCUAGAGAAGCAUAAGCUCGACUAUUUUGCACCCCUGCUAGAAAUCUUGGAACCCCUCCUUAGGAAGGCUACCGGUAGAAACCAGGCAGGCGAAGAGAUCAGCGAUGACGAAGACGACAGUAAAAAGGGUCUCGAGUCAAAGCUGCAGUUCCAGUCCGUCUGCUACGAGGCUCUCGGACAAGCAUGGCCCCUCACACCGGACACACAAGCCAAAUACCAGGCUCGUUUUUGUGACCUGCUGGUAUGUAAUUUCUCUGCAAGUACAUGGAAGGUACAACUCUCCAUACUGAAGUCACUGAGGAAUUUUGUAACGAGGUUGGAUUGUUUGCAAGCAGGAUGCAAAGAAAGGAAGAGUGACCACUUAGCUUCAAUUUCUGCUGGAAUUGUCACAGUGUCCUGCCAUGCUCUAGAAAUGACAAAAUAUGCUACGCUAAGGACAGAAGCUUUAGAACUUAUCAAAGCUUUUCUCUCUCGCCUAAAAAAAAGCAAGCAGACCGGCGUCCUGUCUUCAGCAUCAUCGAGCAAACUGCGGACGUCCGUAGAAAUGGCGACGAGCGACGGCAACGUGGCGGUGAAGGACCUGGCGCAGGAACUGCUGACGGAUGUCCUCGUAAAUUAGGCGCACGUUCUCGUACGUGCCCUUAGGUAACUUUUUGUUGAGUGAAUAGAUGCUUGGAAAGAUUGUAAAGCUGUUUUAUUAUAAAUAGCCUCACCCUCAAUACCUA